Messenger RNA from Ascochyta rabiei, 615 nucleotides. RefSeq names its product NAD(P)H dehydrogenase (quinone). The transcript is spliced from 2 exons. Gene Ontology annotation, molecular function: FMN binding; NAD(P)H dehydrogenase (quinone) activity. The coding region runs from base 1 to 615 and encodes 204 amino acids. NCBI's taxonomy places the organism in Eukaryota, Fungi, Ascomycota, Dothideomycetes, Pleosporales, Didymellaceae. The record is from RefSeq and is a predicted model, not a curated record.
AUGGCUCCCAAGAUCGCUAUCGUCUACUACUCCAUGUACGGCCAUGUCAAGACAUUGGCUGAAGCUGAGCUGAAGGGCAUCCGCGAAGCCGGCGGUGAUGCUACACUCUUCCAGGUCCCCGAGACUCUCUCGGACGAGGUCCUCCAGAAGAUGUACGCCCCGCCCAAGCCCACCGACAUCGCUACCCUGAACAACCCCGCCGACCUCGAGGGCUUUGACGGUGUCCUCUUCGGUAUUCCCACCCGUUACGGCAACUUCCCAGCCCAGUUCAAGGCUUUCUGGGACAGCACUGGCAAGCAAUGGCAACAAGGGAGCUUCUGGGGCAAAUACGCCGGAAUCUUCAUCUCCACAGGCACCCAGGGUGGUGGUCAGGAGAGCACAGCAAUUGCUGCCAUGUCGACCUUGGCACACCACGGUUUCAUCUACGUCCCGCUCGGCUACAAGACGGCAUUCGCCCAGCUCUCCAACCUUGAGGAGAUCCACGGCGGUUCGCCCUGGGGCGCAGGUACCUUCUCCGGUGGCGACGGCUCGCGCCAGCCCAGUGCUCUCGAGCUCAGCGUUGCGACAGCCCAGGGCAAGGCCUUCUACGAGGCUGUUGCCAAGGCGCACCCGUGA